Molecule: messenger RNA, 1431 nt
Organism: Saxophila tyrrhenica
Lineage: Eukaryota; Fungi; Ascomycota; Dothideomycetes; Mycosphaerellales; Extremaceae
Exons: 3
Coding region: 1-1431 (476 amino acids)
Source: RefSeq, a predicted model, not a curated record
AUGCCACCAACGGUCGGGAGCGCUGUAUACUAUGUCUGUGCUGCCUGUCCGCCUCCGAACAACGGGCUUCCGCCAAAGAAUUGGCCAAGGCUGGAUAAUUUCAAGGCGCAUACAUCGCGCAAGCAUGGAGACUGGGACCAACAGUACUUGAUCCGGAUGUCUAAGCAUAUGCCACCUUCUAUGGCCCAGUCUGAGUCUGGCUACGGAUCACACAUGCCGGUCGAGUAUCGCGAUACUCAGUCUCUGGGAACCCCCAGCAUGUCAAGAGGUCCUAGCUUCCGAGGCGGCAACUUUGAUAUCAGUUUCGACAUGAGUUCGGUGAAUCCGCUAGCAGGUAUAGGUGCUGGGCAGAUGGGUGCUGGCAUGGACCUGGACGGCCAGUUCAACGCUGGCUUCCAAAACUCUGGCAAUGGCUAUACCGGACACAGUUUCUAUGGGAAUCCAGGGGGAGAUGCACAGCUUAUACUAUAUCCAGACACGGUGCAGUCCUCGCCGACUAGCCAUCUUCAGGUGGCCCAACAGACAUUCGCCGGCAGCAUGGACCAGGCAAUGCGAAUGGAUCAAGGCCAAGGUCCCGAGCAAACAUGGCGUCAUCAAGUCUUUGGCCAGCAGAACAGCGAAGACACCGUUGCGCAACAGUCUGCAGAAGGCUUCAAAUGCACAGAAUGCAGCAAGAUCAAGCCACGUGAGUGUGAUCUCCGCAAACACAUGAAGCGCCACACCCGUCCAUACGGCUGCACGUUCGAGGGCUGCGACAGACGACUGGGUAGUCGCAACGACUGGAAGAGGCACGAGAGCUCGCAGCAUGAGUUGGACGAAGUCUGGUUCUGUCAGGAUUGCAACUACGUGGUUCAAUCUGUGGAGGCUUUCGCGCGCCAUUUAGAAGCCCAGCAUGACUACCGACGUAGUACAUACGACAAUCAGUACUGGUGCAUGGCAGCCCACCUUGGCCAGCACGCGCACUACCGCUUCUGGUGCGGCUUCUGCCAGCGGCUCGUGAAUCAGACAGAGUUGAGCCCGGAACACGGUGGUCGGCGAGCAUCAAACGCCUGGGAACAACGCUUCAACCAUAUUGGGGAUCACUACGACAAGCAUGAUGCUAAUAUUGACAACUGGCUACAUAUGGGGGCUUCCGGACGACAACUCACGUUACCCCAGCGUGGAGCACAGAGGGGCGGUAGCUCGCGAUAUCGGAACAAGGAGCCAGCGGACGAUAGUAGUGAGUUGGGCGAUUCUGGUAUUCCAAACGUCGGCUCGCUUGAGUUCUUCAUGGAGGGACCAGCAGCACAGUGGGGAGACGCUCGGAUGAAUGAUCCGAUGACGAACUACAAUCCCGGCGGCAUGGACAUAACGAAUUACGGUGGUAUGAAUCAGCACGACGACAUGAUGGAUGCCGACGGAGAAGUGGACGACAGCUUCCAGAAUCUAUGA